AUGUUCUUCGGUGCCAAGGCAGCGCAUGCGGCUGCAGGCACAGCCAAGGGGGAGCGGGGCCCUCCUGCGGACCUUGGCGAGGUCCUCAAGAAGGCAGCGACUAGGGCCAUAGGAGGAGGAAGGUCGGGAGCAGCAGCAGGCGUCUUGCAAGUCCUGUCGCUCAUGUGGCUGAGGACGACGAUGAACUACCAGUACAGGUAUGGAGGGAGCAUGUCCGAGGUCAUGGCGAAACUGUACAAAGAGGGAGGGGUAGGAAGGUUCUACCGGGGGGUAGGAUUCGCGCUGCUCCAGCAGCCCCUCUCUCGCUUCGGAGACACAGCAGCGAACGCAGGCAUGGUGGUCCUCCUCGAGAGCUUCGACAGCACACGGGAACUUCCUCCCUUCGUCAAGACUGUCUGCGCAAGCGCUGCAGCUGCCCUGUGGAGGAUAUGGUUGAUGCCUAUCGACUCGUUCAAGACGAACAUGCAGGUGGAGGAGGAAGGUUUCCAGAAGCUCCUUGCCAAGAUCAGAGCUCGUGGUGUUGGAGUUCUCUUUGAAGGAAGUGCAGCAACGCUCGGAAGCUCGUUCGUCGGUCACUAUCCUUGGUUUGCCACCUUCAACACGCUACAGUCCAUGAUCCCCCAGGCUGAUAACAACCUGGCUGUCAAGCUCUUGAGGAACGCUUGGAUCGGACUCUGUGCGUCAGCGGUUUCGGACUGCUGCUCUAACUCUCUCCGUGUCAUCAAGACGACCAAGCAAACGUCACCGCAGCGAAUCUCCUACGUCGAGGCUGUUCAGAAUGUGAUGCAGGUGGAUGGUAUCAAGGGGCUCCUUGGCCGCGGCCUCGGCACUCGUCUUGUUACCAACGGCCUCCAGGGGAUGCUGUUCUCUGUGGUCUGGCGCUUGUUCGACGAGUACUGGAAGUGA
This is a messenger RNA of Guillardia theta CCMP2712, 906 nucleotides long. RefSeq lists its product as hypothetical. Bases 1 to 906 code for a protein of 301 amino acids. The record is from RefSeq and is a predicted model, not a curated record. The transcript has 7 exons. Lineage: Eukaryota; Cryptophyceae; Pyrenomonadales; Geminigeraceae.